Messenger RNA from Dentiscutata heterogama, 291 nucleotides. Lineage: Eukaryota; Fungi; Glomeromycota; Glomeromycetes; Diversisporales; Gigasporaceae. The record is from the annotation of a GenBank genome assembly.
AAAAUGAACCGUGGGGAAGUUAAACAUAAAUCUAUGUUGCAAUAUAAGCUUCUAUUAGUGGAAGACGAACUUGUGGAUAAUGAAUAUGUAGAAGGUGAAUAUAUAAAAAAUAAACAUAUGCAAGACAAGUGUUUAGAAGGUAAAACUUUCAAACCAAUGGAAGAUGAAUUUAAAGAAGUUGAAUAUGUGAAAGUUGACUUUGUUAAAGGAAAAGCAGUUGAAUUUGUGCAAAGCGAACGUGUCGAAGUUGAACUUGUAGAAGGUGAAGUUGUGGAAGACGAACUCAGGAAA